This is a messenger RNA of Drosophila kikkawai, 1833 nucleotides long. RefSeq names its product chymotrypsin-like protease CTRL-1. Gene Ontology annotation, biological process: sensory perception of taste; proteolysis. The record is from RefSeq and is a predicted model, not a curated record. Lineage: Eukaryota; Metazoa; Arthropoda; Insecta; Diptera; Drosophilidae. Gene Ontology annotation, molecular function: serine-type endopeptidase activity. Gene Ontology annotation, cellular component: membrane.
AUGACUUCGAGUUGGUUUGGAAUUCUCAUUGGAGCCUGGCUUUUACUCUUUCAACAGGGAAUAAAGGCCAUAUUUGUGUACCCUAACUGCGGACUAUCUGACUCAUCAGGAAUUCGGAUCAUGAACGGAGUAAAUAGCUUGCUGGGACAAGCACCUUUUAUGGUGUACGUAAUGAAAGACAACAAGUAUCAAUGUGGCGGUUCGAUCGUUAGCGACAGAUACGUCCUUACAGCAGCACAUUGCUUGGCUCAUGGCCUUUCAGUUCGCCUGGGCGAGUACGAUGAUAGAAUGAACCCAGACUGCCUGGACAUGGUAUGCGUACCCGAACAUAAGAACUUUGCCAUCUCGGAUACGGUAUAUCAUUGGCAGUACAAUAAUGUCACUCAAGAAAAUGACAUAGCUCUGCUCAGAUUAAACCAAAGUAUCGAGUUCCAGCAACACAUACAGCCGAUCUGUUUAUUCCUCAGUCCUCAAUAUGUGCCAACAAUAUACUAUUACACGGUCUUUGGUUGGGGCUUGACCAACCCCUAUGAUAAAGAAAAAGCGCAUGUUCUACAGACUGCAAAUCUGAGGCUCUAUCCCAAAGUUAACUGCCGCACAACGUUUAGGAUUCUUGAUAGAAACCAGAUCUGCGCUGGAUCAGAGAUAUCGGACACUUGUGGCGGCGACUCCGGCAGUCCGCUGGUAUUUACUGACCAAGAUGGUCGGUAUAUUCAGUUGGGAAUAGUGAGCCGCGGCUCCCGACAGUGCAACACUGCUGGAACGUACACAUAUGUUCCGAAUUACAGCGACUGGAUCGUGUCUACGAUGCAGAUCUGUCUUGUUGUCCAACAGCAGGGAGUGCUGACAUAUUUUAUGAGGCAGAACUGCGGAAGAUCAUAUCCCAGGCCAUCUCCGAGGAUCGUUAAUGGACAAACGGCCGUUUUGGGAAUGGCUCCAUUUAUGGCAUAUUUGUAUAUAAACUCCAGCUUUCAUUGCGGCGGAUCCAUCAUUACAGAAAGAUACAUCCUUACGGCAGGUCACUGUGUGGAAAAAGACCUUAAAGUGCGCCUGGGCGAGUAUAAUACCAGGACGAACCCCGACUGCGACGGUACAGCUUGUUUUCCCAGCAUUGAAAUCUACGGCAUCCAGAAAUCAAUACUUCACGCUGGCUACAAUGACAUAACCUUAGCUAAUGACAUAGCUCUGCUUAAAUUGAACAGAAGAAUAAUCUUCAACGUUAACACUCAACCCGUCUGCCUUGUUCGAAGUCCGACGUAUCUGCCUCCGAUACAUGAGUUCCAUGCCUUUGGCUGGGGUAGGACCGAGAACAGAACUAUUGCCAGGGUUCUCCAAACCACGAAACUCUACCUCUACAGCAACAGCUUCUGCAAUUCGAGACUGAAUGACUCACUGAACCAAAACCAAUUCUGCGCUGCAACGCGUAAUUCAGACACUUGCCAAGGCGACUCUGGUGGCCCCCUGGUGACGCAUUUGCCGAUCGGCGAAAUGUCCUUCUACGUGCAGUUGGGACUAGUGAGCUUCGGCGAUAGCCAUUGCAGAGGCCUAAAACAGGUUAUCAAGGAAAGCAAGCACCUAAGCCUUAGUCCCUCCCGAAAGGGAGCCUUCAUGACCAAGUGUUGCACCCUGGCUGAUCAACUAGAGGAUAUAGCGAAGGUCCAGGACCAUCUGCAGUCGAUUGUAACCCAAUUGGACAGGGUGUUUGGCAUACAAUUCCUGAUGGUGAUCUCCGGGAAUUACGUAUCUACGGUGGGCACCAUUUACACAACCUAUAGCAUCUUUAAGCAAGAGGUCUUAUAUUGUCCUUUACAUGGUGCUUAUGCUCCUACAUGA